This is a messenger RNA of Xenopus laevis (African clawed frog), 1090 nucleotides long. RefSeq lists its product as uncharacterized. The coding region runs from base 1 to 858 and encodes 285 amino acids. The record is from RefSeq and is a predicted model, not a curated record. The transcript is spliced from 3 exons. Lineage: Eukaryota; Metazoa; Chordata; Amphibia; Anura; Pipidae.
AUGGCUCACUUUGUUUCAUUACCAAAAUUACCUUCUGCCUCUGAGACUGCCGAGGUGUUUAUUCGAGAAGUAGUGAGACUUCACGGAGUACCUGAUGAAGUGGUUUCUGAUCGCGGCCCUCAAUUUACCUCACAAUUCUGGAAAACUCUUUGUGCAGCAUUACAGAUUAAAGAUGACUGGGUUUAUGCGGAUCGCAAACGAAGGAAAGAUCCUGAAUUCAAGGUUGGGGACCAAGUCUGGCUAUCCACGGCUAACCUCAAAUUAUCUUGUCCCAGUAAGAAGUUGGGUCAGCGGUUUUUGGGGCCCUUUACUAUCUGUCGUCAAAUCAAUUCUGUCUCUUUCCAGUUGAAGUUACCUAACUCCUAUCGCAUCCAUCCGGUAUUUCAUGCAGCAUUGCUUAAACCUGUGGUACAUCACCAUUUUCCGGGACGAAGUUUUCCUCCGCCUCCUCCAGUUAUUGUCGACAAUCAAGAAGAAUUUGUGGUUGAACAGAUCCUGGAUGUUCGUAGGAGAGGGAAACGACUACAAUAUUUAAUUAAGUGGAAGGGCUAUGGUCCAGAGGAAAAUUCUUGGGAACCUUCUUCAAAUAUACAUGCUCCUAGACUCUUGACUCAGUUUUAUAAGACUCAUCCUGGCAAGCCUUCAACUGUCUGCGUCCAGAGGUCGCAUCUCGGUAGGGGGCAAUGUAAGAAAUACUUACCGAGCGGAUCCAUCGAUGCGCCUCCGUCCAGCGUUCCUGACGUCACGGGCGUCGGGUCACGUGUGCGCGCAGAAGCGUGCACGUCAGCGCGCAUCCAGGCGCAGGCUCGUUGCGGCGCAGAGCGUGUUCACGCUGACUCCUCGUCGCAGGCGUUCUGACGCUGCAGAAUUGGCGCCAAGUUUAAAGGUAUUUAAACUGACUUUUGUAUUUUAACUGUGCCUGGUUAUCGUGGUUUGUCCUGAGACCUAGCUUACAGAUUUAAACUACUUCUGAUUGACUCCUGUGUAUGACCUUGAUGUGUUUUGACUUCUGAGACUUGCUGCCUGCCCAGACUUCUGCUUAUCUUUCGUUCCUGCUGAAUUGCUGCCUGCCAUUUGACUUCGGAUCCGG